This is a messenger RNA of Ambispora gerdemannii, 288 nucleotides long. The record is from the annotation of a GenBank genome assembly. NCBI's taxonomy places the organism in Eukaryota, Fungi, Glomeromycota, Glomeromycetes, Archaeosporales, Ambisporaceae.
AUGCGUUUCAAAUCUCACGUGAGACAGACUAGUUUCAUUCACCCUGAACCCUCACCAUCGUCAAGGAAUCGUGGCGACCUGCAUAGAGACUGUAAUAGCUCAGAGCGUCGAUGCAGGAUAACGCUACUGGUAUAUAUGGCUAAUCCUCACAAAAAUCCCACCCUACCACCAUUGAUAUUCCUGCAAGCGCACCGAGUAUACUGGAAUCUACCAACAUGGCACGAUGUCCGAUCCGAAAGGUCUGUAAGGGAUUUCGCUUUCAUCUUCCCCAAUAAAACAACUUUUUGA